This is a messenger RNA of Schistosoma intercalatum, 483 nucleotides long. NCBI's taxonomy places the organism in Eukaryota, Metazoa, Platyhelminthes, Trematoda, Strigeidida, Schistosomatidae. The record is from the annotation of a GenBank genome assembly.
AUGAUUGCAUUAAAACUGGAUACAAGAAUUAAGAAAUCAUCAUCAUCAUCAUCAUCAUCAUCAUCAUCAUCAUCAUCAUCAUCAUCAUCAUCAUCAUCAUCAUCAUCAUCAUCAUCAUCAUCAUCAUCAUCAUCAUCAUCAUCAUCAUCAUCAUCAUCAUCAUCAUCAUCAUCAUCAUCAUCAUCAUCAUCAUCAUCAUCAUCAUCAUCAUCAUCAUCAUCAUCAUCAUCAUCAUCAUCAUCAUCAUCAUCAUCAUCAUCAUCAUCAUCAUCAUCAUCAUCAUCAUCAUCAUCAUCAUCAUCAUCAUCAUCAUCAUCAUCAUCAUCAUCAUCAUCAUCAUCAUCAUCAUCAUCAUCAUCAUCAUCAUCAUCAUCAUCAUCAUCAUCAUCAUCAUCAUCAUCAUCAUCAUCAUCAUCAUCAUCAUCAUCAUCAUCAUCAUCAUCAUCAUCAUCAUCAUCAUCAUCAUCAUCAUAUAUACUGUAG